UCUUUGUGGGACAAUUUAACCCAUGAAAGGCUGCUUCCUGAAUAGUUUAGAAUUGUUAGGGAACUUGGGAGUUUUCCUGGAAAUUGGUGAAUAAAAAAAUAUCAAAGAGACGGAAGGACAUCAAGGAUACAAAGAAAAACAAAAAUCAAGAAUCUGCUUAAAAUUACGAGAGAAAAAAACGAAGAAAACAGAAAAUGUUUUUCGAGGAGAAGAACUUUGAUGGAGAUUGUAAAACUCCUCGGGAUUUCAUCUACUCAGGCGUCCAUGUGAAUACCAUCAAAGAUAUCCAAUUUGAUGUGGCAAAAGGCAAUGAAAGUGGGCUCGUUGCUGAGGAAUUGAGGGAAUUCCAGGAGCUGCUUGAUAUGAUGCCGCUCAUUCAGCAGGAUCACAAGAAUCUGGAGAAGUUAAUUGAUAAUCUGUGCACGAUUAAUCCCAAAUCCUUUGGCGGUUACCUGGCAAUGGUGCAGAUGUUCUCAGUAAUAACUAUCGUGAAGGAUCCAUCAAUUUCUUACUCGAUGAAAAUUGCUCAACUUCGUGGGCACAUUUGUGGAAUCCCCACAGAUGAUUGGAUUGAAGAUCCCAUAAUGAUUCAUAUUGCAGUGAAGAGGAUACUGAUUAGCUUGAGGAGUGUUGAUAGCAAGGAUCCCCUCAAUGUUUACCACAUUGUCCAGCAAAUGUGGUUCAUCAAUGAUUUCAACUACUACGUGGCUCUUUCUCUGAGUUGGGUAGCCUUCCACAGCGCCAUGGGAAGUGAGACCGUAAAUGAGAAGGAGAUCUAUCGUCCACAUGAUGUUGAUUAUUUGCUGAAGCAACUUCAGGGACUCCGACUGAACAACUUCAAAGAUGAUUUGUUUAACUUCUUCAUUCUCAUUAAAAGUGUCGCUCUAAUCCUCAAUAUGACACUCUCUCGAGCUCCCUGGAGGACCAUUCCAUUCUGCUAUUCCAAUGUUUUGGGUAAAGUGAAAGUGGACAGGCUGGAAAUGCUCAUGAAGUGGACCAAAGAAGCCCAACACGUUCUUCGGAUUAAUAUGUGCGAGAACUCGGAGCAAAUGAAGAUUCGCGAAGUGCUGGAUUUUGAGAUUUGCACAAUACUCAAUAAGAAGCUCGAUGAGGCCUCCAAAGAGUAAGGACUUCCGGUAACUGAAGAAUAUUUGUGUAAGUCGACGAUUAAUUAUUUUUUUGAAUUCUGAAGAUUCUGAAGUUCACAAAAAGAAAAUCCGUUGAAGGAUUAACAGAAAUAAAGAAAAAAAAAACGAAUUUAACUUUUUCUAUAUAUUGGAUUGUUGUACUUGCUAUUUAAUUUCAAUAAUACAAUCAUAAAAUUAUGUUAAUAAGUGAUAUUUAAUAUAUAUGGUAUAUAAUUAA
Messenger RNA from Lutzomyia longipalpis, 1365 nucleotides. RefSeq lists its product as uncharacterized. NCBI's taxonomy places the organism in Eukaryota, Metazoa, Arthropoda, Insecta, Diptera, Psychodidae. The transcript has 3 exons. The record is from RefSeq and is a predicted model, not a curated record. Bases 195 to 1127 code for a protein of 310 amino acids.